Messenger RNA from Diabrotica virgifera virgifera (western corn rootworm), 1031 nucleotides. RefSeq names its product elongation of very long chain fatty acids protein-like. Lineage: Eukaryota; Metazoa; Arthropoda; Insecta; Coleoptera; Chrysomelidae. The record is from RefSeq and is a predicted model, not a curated record. Gene Ontology annotation, molecular function: fatty acid elongase activity. Gene Ontology annotation, biological process: very long-chain fatty acid biosynthetic process; sphingolipid biosynthetic process; fatty acid elongation, monounsaturated fatty acid. Gene Ontology annotation, cellular component: endoplasmic reticulum membrane. The transcript is spliced from 5 exons. Bases 161 to 940 code for a protein of 259 amino acids.
UGCAAGAAAAAAAUGAAUUUGAAUAUCAAAUGCAUUUUGAUAUCAAAUUGCAUAAAAUUACUUAUCUAUGAAUACUACAAAGUCAACUACCCUUUGUACAUUUGAGUUUAUUGUUUCAAAGUUUAUAGAUGCAUUCAUUCUCUGAAUAUUUUUUCUAAGAAUGGCGAUUAUAACAGACGUUGUAAAUGAUUUUACUAGAAUUAUUGAUCGAAGACAUGAGGACUAUAUCGUUUCAUCGCCAGAUUUUUUCUGGUCAUUUCUCCUCUUUUAUGUUUUUUCAAUUAAAGUACUUGGACCAAAGCUAAUGAAAAACAGACAGCCAUAUAAUAUUCAAAAUAUUAUUAUUGGCUACAACGUAAUCCAGAUUGUAAUGAAUCUUUAUCUUGUUUAUAGAUGCAUUUAUAUGUAUGUUACAAAUCGAAAUUGGAUAUGUAUGGAUUCGAAAGACAAAGACUAUUUUGCAGAUACAAGCAAAUAUUAUUAUUAUCUUAAACUAUUCGACUUUGUUGAAACAGUUUUCUUUAUAUUACGAAAAAGCUAUAGACAAGCCAGUUUUCUUCACCUCUACCACCAUGGGCUUAUAUUCUUUGGCGCUUUCUUGAAUUUCAGAUACGAUUUAGCCGAAGCUUCAUUCAUAGUUGGUCUUUUAAAUAGUGCUACACAUGUUCUCAUGUACAUAUACUAUUUAUUGACUGCAAUGGAUUCCGAAUGGAGAACUAACGUCACAUUAAAAAAAAGUUUAACAUUAAUACAAAUUGUACAACUAAACCUACUCUGGGUUUAUACUGGACUACUCCAAGUCAUCCCAGACUGCCAAACGAUACCAAAAUAUGUACAAUUGGUGUGGAUGGCACAAAAUCUUUUUAUGGUAAAUCUAUUCUUAAGAUUUUACUUUAAGUCAUAUGUAAAUAAGAAGGUAAGUGUAAGUACCAGGGAAUAAUAAUUGUAUCUGAAAGAUAUAGGUUAACAAACAUCUUUGUUUCUUAUCUCAGCUUUUUACUUAAAUUAUAAAUAAAAUUAUUUUUACCGAA